Messenger RNA from Naegleria gruberi, 1567 nucleotides. RefSeq lists its product as uncharacterized. The record is from RefSeq and is a predicted model, not a curated record. The transcript has a single exon. The coding region runs from base 138 to 1535 and encodes 465 amino acids. Lineage: Eukaryota; Heterolobosea; Eutetramitea; Acrasida; Naegleriidae.
CUAACAACCUCAAUUCGUGUCAUACAGUCAAUCAGUACACAUUCCAGUCACAACCAAUACUUGACAACUAUUCACACAUUUUUCUUUAACGGUUUAUCUUGUGAAACACAUUCCACAAACUAAAAAAACUAAUCAAGAUGGGUAAUAGACAAUCGAAUAGAACUCACAAUGAAAGCUCGCCAAGACAUGGUGCUAGCUCCAGUAGAAUGAAUAGCAGUAAGAAUAGAGUAAAGCAUUUGAGGGACCAAGAAGUAAAAGAUGCUAACAUUCAUGAACGUAGUUUCUCCUCAUCAAUGUCAGACUCGUUAGAUUUCACUCACAUGUUUUCUAUGGGUCAAAAUGAUAAAGGUCAAUUAGGUAGAGGAAUAAUAAGUAAGGAUGAUAUUGAUAGCUAUCCUAUGGGCCCAGUAACGGAAGUCGAACAGAAGAACACUGCUGAUUUAGAUGAAGAUGAACAAGCAGAAAUUGCAUCUCGUGUGCUGAAGGAUAUCAAAUUUGUUGCAACAGGCAGGUCUCACAUAAUCAUGGUAACACACUCCAACAAGUUAUAUGGAAUGGGUUUUAACAAUUAUUCACAACUUGGUUUCCCAGAAACUGAAGAAAAUAUUCCAAGAUUAAGAGAAAUUCAACUUCCAGAAGAUGUCAAGACCAUUGAUGGACUUGCUGCUGGUUGGUUCCACUCUGUUGUUGUUUGUGAUGGUAAUAAGGUAUUCUGUGCAGGACAUUCAUUCUUUGAACAAACAUUUGAUGUUGCAAUGGACAAGGGCUUUAAAAGAUCUGUCAAGAUGGAAUUCCUACAAAGAGAUAAUUCCAAGAUUACUGUUGUGAGUGCAUCCACAUUCUCCAGUUCACUUGUUGUUGAUAAUUGGAAGAUUUUUGCUUGUGGUGAAAUGAAUGCCAAUUCCAAUCCAGCCAAUUACCUCGUUCCAGGAUGUGAAAUUUUCAAACGUGAUGAAGUUAUCAAAAAGUUUAAACAUGCUGAUAAGGGACUUGUUGUGUUAGCAGAAAGUGGUAAUGUCUAUUUUGCAACAAAGGAAAGACCAUUCCACAUCCUCAUGGACUCUGUUCAUUCCAUCACACCUUCCCACAUGUAUGAAACAACCUACGCAAUGAAAGACAAAUCAACAAUUUUGAGUGAGUGUGAUUUGUCUCCUCUGACUGUUCGUGCACAAGUCAAUGUGCAAGCCUUUGUUGAAAAGUAUGGAAUGGAGAAUAUUCAACUCUAUUGUGGCUACUCCUUCUACUAUUUGGUUGUUAAUAAGAGAAGAGUUUAUACCAUCAAUGGUUCCGAAUUGAAUGAAAUUUUGAAUUUGGAUGGAGUGACCACUACUGUAAAUAUCAAGGAAGUUGUAGCUACAUCCGAUUGUUCAUACUUUAUCUUUGAAAAGUGUUUGUUUACAGCCUCCGAAUUGUUGAUGAAGUCGAGAUUACUUUCCUGCGAAAUGUAUAAGGACGUUUCUAUUAUUGCCUCUGAUGAGGAUUAUUAUUAUUCACGUGGAAGUAUCAUUUCCAAUGAAGAAUCAGCUUGUAUAUAGUAUUAAUAAAUUAUUGAUUUAAAUUACGUGAU